AUGCCGAUCCCCCCCCCUAACGAGGUUAUCCCAUUAGAGCUCAGACAUAAGCGACUUGUUGUACGUUCGGACCUUCGCAGCGAGCGUAUGACCGAUGCCGACGCGCGCGAAGCCCUAUCUGAAUAUGUCGUCUAUCGAUUCGAAAAGGUUAACGACGCAAAUGAGAUUGACGAUGAAGGCUACCCCGUUAAACCGACCUGGGAGAACGUGACGCGGACAGAGGUUCGAGACCUCUCCAAGCCAACCAUCACUCGGAACAUCCGCCAGCUCAACGACGAGGGCAAAUCCGUCAUGCAGAAAAAGCUGGACCUUACAGCGAUACAGCAACGUCAGAUCGAGAAAGCCCAAAACGAGUUGGAAACACACAAUCUUGACAAAAGGUUCCGCUAUACUCUGCAGCAGAUUGAUUCCAAGACCAGAAAGCUCAGCCAGGACUCUGUUGAAUACCGUCAGUACAUGGCGGGGCAGCCUCGCGACGGAGAGGAUGCCACAGCUAUUCUGAAAGAACGCAAAAGAGACGCCGAACAUAAACGGAAACUAGAAGAUCAGCAGCGACAAAAUGAGCAGGCUCAGCAGUUGUUGGCAGAGCAACAUCGCUAUAACACGAUGCGACAGCAACACGCAGAUCUGGAACGGCGCAUGAUGCAGCCGCCGAUGCCACGUCCUCCGCCGUAUCAACAGCAAAAUCGUCACCAACUCCCUCCUGCAUCCAAUCCAAAACAGCCGGCUGGCGGCAAAGGGCCCAAGAUCCACGUUAUUGAGAACGAUCCGAGGAGGGGGAAUAAACCCAAAGUGUACACUGUCUCCUCACAAGAUUCGAGGAGUUCUCGGAGUUCAUACACGGAUGACAGCUUCAGCGAUUCGGAGCUGACGCCAGAGUCGUCUGUAACUGGGUCCUCAGAUUCCGGUAGACACGGCCGCCGUCGCCGUCGCAGUCGCGGCCGCAGCCGUGGCAGAAACCGUAGCCGCAGCCACAGCCACGACCGUCGUCGCUAUCACGACCGCCCCGAGGAUUACGGUGUCCCAUCUCGUCAUCACACCAAAGACAACGAGCAUUACAUUCUCGACAGCGACACGCCGCGGGGAGGUUUGAUGCCGGUCCCGCCACCACUGGCGCCUUCACCAAUGCCUGGCGCUGUCAACCGUCUUGAGUACGAAACCCUUCAGCCCCGGCGGAUAGCGGAAAGAGCGCACGGUCAUGAGCUGGACGAUCUCGAGCUGUUCAAUGAUCUCGGUCUUCGUCGCCAGAGCACGUUGCCGCCUCGGAUUCUGUCGUUCUUCACUGGAUAA
This is a messenger RNA of Colletotrichum navitas, 1290 nucleotides long. RefSeq lists its product as uncharacterized. NCBI's taxonomy places the organism in Eukaryota, Fungi, Ascomycota, Sordariomycetes, Glomerellales, Glomerellaceae. Bases 1 to 1290 code for a protein of 429 amino acids. The record is from RefSeq and is a predicted model, not a curated record. The transcript is spliced from 3 exons.